AUGGUUCACAAUCCGAAUGAACAGGUCCAUGUGCCCUUCACAGGUACCCCGGCCCCGAUCCCACCCACCAGACUCCGCAUCUUCCGAGCGCGCCGCAACCCCGUUGGCAAUGGCCGGCUCGUUUCAGUCCUGUUCGCCAACUCGACUCUAGACGUUCGUUCCCGGUACUAUCCAACGGCCACCUGUGAACUUGUACCCCACGAGCGUAGAUCGAUUGGACGGACCCUUGGUGUGCAGUACUUCGCCAUCCUCCGUGGUAACAUCAGGAUCAUCGUCGCCGGUCGAGAGCGUUCCGCUGUCACAAAUGAUGUCGUUGUUUGUGGUGGGUUGGAUUUCGAGUUGGUCAAUCGCGGAGUGAUUGUUGUGGAGCUCAUCAUUGUUUUUGAUGAUACCAUGUUCCAGUUUCACCAGCACCCGUGA
Messenger RNA from Penicillium argentinense, 420 nucleotides. RefSeq lists its product as uncharacterized. Bases 1 to 420 code for a protein of 139 amino acids. The transcript has a single exon. The record is from RefSeq and is a predicted model, not a curated record. Lineage: Eukaryota; Fungi; Ascomycota; Eurotiomycetes; Eurotiales; Aspergillaceae.